CACAUACAUGUCAGAAACACAUGCAGAUAUUUUCUUACAUUCAUAGUUGAGGAUCACAUAAAUAUGGCUGAGAAAAAUCCGGUAAAUACUAAUGAAGUAAAUGUGGAGAUUCAUACUGAACCCACGGGCAUCAGUGGUGGAAGAGGGUGGAAAAGUUGGUUAAAAAAGUAUUUCUGGGAAGGCCAGACAUUAGACUAUGAUCACAACAAGGUUGUAUCAGAGUUGUCGCCUGAUGCGUCGUUCACCGAGCGACUGUUAGUUCACCACAGACGUCUCCUAGGUAUCCUCAUCCCCAUGACAUUCUUCAUCACCUUCUGGCUGGCCAUUGUUACCAAGCACAAUCUUUGGUUCACAUUCAAGGAGAACUAUUUCAUGUCAAUUGUCAUGGUGUUUGGCUCUUUGAUUGCAGGUAUGACAAGUGAAGGUGGUGGAGCAAUAGCUUUCCCAGUGAUGACCCUGGCUUUCAACAUCCACCCAAAUGUGGCUAGAGAUUUCUCACUUAUUGUUCAAAGUUGUGGCAUGACAGCGGCAACGUUUACAAUAUUCUUCAUGAGGGUGAAAAUAGACUGGACUGCCAUUAUAAACUGCUCAAUAGGUGGCGUGUUUGGUGUUGUGUUUGGCCUUGAACUCAUCGACCCUUAUUUGGCGCCUGCGCAGAAGAAAUUUAUUUUUGUCUCAGUAUGGUUUUCCUUUGGAUUUGCGUUGUUUUUGCUGAAUCGCUACCACAAACGUAGGACAUUCCUAUCGAUUCCCCGGGUGAAUGUUUGGAAGAUAUGUUUCUUGUUAGUGACAGGAUUCUUUGGAGGUAACUUCACCGCUAUAGCAGCCAGUGGCCUGGACAUCUGCACAUUCAGCAUUCUAACCUUAGUCUUCAGAGUAACAGAGAAAACGGCCACCCCAACUUCUGUUGUCUUGAUGGGAGGUAACACCUUGUUUGCCUUUUUCUGGCGAGAUGUCAUGAUGCACGAUGGGAUACAUCCUGAUGCUUGGAACUAUCUUGUGGUGUCUGCUCCUAUUGUAGUAAUAGGGGCCCCACUUGGGUCAAUUAUCGGCACCCAUUUUCACAGACUUGUUCUGGCAACAUUUGUUUAUAUUGUUGGGACCGCGUCGCUUAUUGGGGCAUUUGCCAUUAUUUCGACCUUUGACCACUCUUCUUAUUUGUAUGUCCUUGGGUAUUAUUGCAUUCGCAUUCAUAUUGUUUCUAUCUCUAACAUUUCUUGGACAAAAACUUCUGAAAUCUGUAGAACUAGAUGAAAAUUCAACAAUUACUCCAGAUGUUCCCAAUACACCAAACCCAAUUAAUGAAAGCCUAGCUUGAACAAUAAUACUGACAGUCAAAUAAAGACACGUUUUAUCUAAUUAAAGGCUCUGAGUAAAGCUUUAACCACUAUAUUAUCGACAAUGAGAAACUGCUUUGUCAAAGGUACAGUGGUAGUUGGGAAUCCCCUAACGUACAGGACCGGUGGAAGGCUUUUCAUCGUCCUUACCAAGGCAAAUUGAGUCUAUUUGAGAUCAAGGGUG
Owenia fusiformis is the source of this 1521-nucleotide messenger RNA. The record is from the annotation of a GenBank genome assembly. Lineage: Eukaryota; Metazoa; Annelida; Polychaeta; Sabellida; Oweniidae.